This is a messenger RNA of Panicum virgatum (switchgrass), 3038 nucleotides long. Its product is annotated as protein FAR1-RELATED SEQUENCE 5-like. The record is from RefSeq and is a predicted model, not a curated record. The coding region runs from base 1757 to 2596 and encodes 279 amino acids. The transcript is spliced from 2 exons. NCBI's taxonomy places the organism in Eukaryota, Viridiplantae, Streptophyta, Magnoliopsida, Poales, Poaceae.
UUCCGCUGCUCUCCGUUUAUUUUGAGGGCGUGCGUUCAUCCCGUAAGGAAUAAAAUAAGAGUAAAGUCCACUGGCGGUCCUCAAACUUGCGCAGCUGUGUCAUGCCGGUCUCUGAAUUCGCAAAACAGGCGUUUAGGUGCCUAAUCACUGUUCUAGUGCCACUGUAGUCUAACCGGGUGCCGACGUGCGUGGAGAUUAUGCAAAUUACCCCCUGGGCGUCAUUAACCGUCGGACGCUGUUUGGGGCCGUUAGUUUGGCCAAACCAUUCGUCUCCCCUUCCCCAUGACUCCUCGACUGUUCAUCUCCUCGGAGGCGGCGGAGGCAAAUUUGAGGUGAGGUCGGCGGCAGAGAUCGGCGGCUUCAGUUGGCGACCAGAUCUCAGAGAAGUGGAGCGCGGGCCGAAGGCAGCCACAUUGGAGGUGACCGCAGCUGCUAGGAUAAAGGAUGCCGCCGCGAUUGCGACGGAAGGUGGAAGAGCCACCGGCGUACAGUGAGUUCCUCGUCCUUUCCUCCUUGCUAUUUUCUUGGUUUCUGGAUAGGCUUCGUAGUUGCAGGCUUUAGUGGAACCCUAGAAUGGUUAUUGUGGCGUGGAUUGUUGUUUAUGGUGUUAUUAGCGAGGGUUCGACAUGUUCUCAUGUACUGUGUGGAUUUCUGUCAAUAAUGUAGGUAGUGAUCUUGAUGCAUUCACUAUUGAGUUACAUCAUGGAGUAUUUUUUUGUUGGGUUUGGUCAUCUUAGGUCAUAUGUUGAUGAGAAAGUUGACUGGUUUGACUGGAUUGAAUGUGAUACAUGGUCUGCUUUGUGGUUUGAGGAUUUCUGUCAACUAGUAGGCUAUGACAGUGUGAAAGACUUGAAGUUCUAUUGGUUGUUACCAGGGAAAGAUCUUAGUGAUGGAUUGAGGAUAAUUGCAUCAGAUGAAGACACCAAUGUAAUGGUCAGUGUAGUUCAUAAGGUUUCAAAUCUGGUUGUCUAUGUUGAUCAUGCAGACUAUUUGAAUAGUAAUGUUGACUGGGAUGAUGUUGUUUUCAAUCCUGUUAAUGAGUUGCCUAAGGUUUUGAGUCCACAAAAGAUCCAUGUAGAGAAAAACCCAGCAAGGAAAUUACCUGUGUUCUACACUGAUCUGAAAAAAAGGCAGAGUAGAGUAAGGUGGACCCAGCCAACAACCUGAGUACGAAGAACCUGAGUCUGAAGAGCAAGAUUUCAUUGACUGUGAUAAUGAUAUUAGUGAUGGAGAUGAAAACUUGUUCGAAGAUGAAGUACCCUUGGUUGUUCCAGUGAAGAAACGAAACAAGAAGGCCAAGGGAAGCUAGUUGCAGGCUGUCGAGGUCAGAGAAAAUGCUCCAGUGGUGGAUGAUGUUGACACAGAGGAUGAAGGCUUGGAUCUUCCUGAGUCAGAUGGUGAAGGAGAAGAGAGAAUGAGAUUCAAUUCUUGGAAUCCGGAGGACAUGAGGAACCCAACUUUUUCUGUUGGGCUUGUGUUUCCAUCAGUUGAGAGUGUCAGAGCUGCUAUUACUGAAUAUAGUGUGAAGAACAGAGUAGAAAUCAAGAUGCCCAGAAAUGAUAAGAGAAGAGUUUGGGCUCAUUGUGCAGAAGGAUUCCAAUGGAAUUUACAUGCAUCAUAGGACAACAGGGUGAACUCUUUUGUUGUGAAGACAUGCUACCCAACUCAUAACUGUCAGAAAGAGUGGGUGUUAAGGAGAUGCACCUCUAAAUGGCUUGUAGAGAAGUACAUUUAUUCUUUCAGAGCUAAUGAGAAGAUGAGUAUUACCAGCUUUGGUAGAACAAUUCAAAAGGACUGGAACUUGACACCAUCAAGGAGUAAGGUAGCUAGGGCAAGAAGGCUGGUUAUGAAGGUCAUACAUGGUGAUGAGAUCAAACAGUAUGACAGUCUCUGGGACUAUGUACAAGAGGUGAGGACAAGCAAUCCUAGCAGCUCAUUUUACCUCAACCUAGCAGGAAACCUGUUCAGUACUUGCUUCAUGGCUUUGGAUGCCUGUAAAAGGGGUUUUAUGGCUAGGUGUAGACCUAUUAUUUGUCUUGAUGGGUGUCAUAUCAAGACAAAAUUUGGAGGACAACUAUUGACAGAUGUGGGAAUGGAUCCAAAUGAUUGUAUUUUCCCCAUUGCAAUGGCUGUUGUUGAGAUUGAGUCAUUUGCUUCUUGGGAAUGGUUCUUACAAACUUUGAAGGAUGAACUUGGAAUAGAUAACACAUAUCCUUGGACCAUCAUGACUGAUAAGCAGAAGGGACUGAUUCCAGCUGUGAAAAAGCUAUUUCCUGAAUCAGAACAUAGGUUUUGUGUCAGACACCUCUAUUCUAACUUUCAGGAAAAGUUCAAGGGGGAGAUAUUGAAGAACCAACUAUGGGCAUGUGCAAGGUCAUCUUCAGUUCAACAGUUCAACAGAAAUAUGUAUAGGAUGAAAGUUCUGAGCAAGGAUGCUCACAAAUGGCUACAGAAAAUGGACUCCAAAACAUGGGUAAGGGCUUAUUCUCUGAAUUCCCUAAGUGUGAUAUACUGCUUAACAAUAAUUGUGUGGUCUUCAACAAGUAUAUACUGGAAGCAAGAGAACUCCCUAUACUCAGUAUGUUUGAGAGAAUAAAGACUCAGCUCAUGACAAGGCAUUACAACAAACAAAAGGAGGCUGAGGGCUUUGCUAGUAGGUUCUGUCCUAAGAUUAGAGGAAAAUUGAAUAGGAAUGCUGAAUUUGCCAACUUGUUCUAUGCUUUACCUUCUGGAAAUGGAGUGUUUCAGGUACAAAUUAGGGAGUACAAUCACAUUGUUAACAUAAUUGCCCAGACUUUGUGACUGUAGAAGGUGGCAACUAACUGGAGUGCCCUGUUGCCAUGCAAUUGCUUGCUUGAGGCAUGAGAGGAUCCAACCAGAAAGUGUGCUCCCAGGCUGUUAUUCUGUUGAUACUUUCAAAAAUGCAUAUCAGUUCAGUAUUUGGCCUUGCAGAGACAAGAGUGAGUGGGAACAUGUGAAUGGUCCAACUGUGUCACCUCCAGUGUAUGAGAAGAAGGUAGGCAGGCCACCCAAGUCAA